AUGAAGAGCCACCCUGAGGUGCUGAUCGCCGAGGCCCUGGCCGCCAACGCCGGCGCGCUCAUCACCAGCACAGACAUCCUGGGCACCAACCCCGAGGCCCUGAGCCCGCCCGCCGAUGGCCAGGGCCUGCCACUGCUUCCCGAGCCCCUGGGGACCCCCGCCCCCGGAGAGUGCCUGCUGCUGGAAGCCGAGGGCGUAUCCAAGUCCUUCUGCGGCGGGCCCGAACGGGUGAGCCUGGUGGCCGACGGCAAGCUCUUCGUGGGCGGCGGGGGCGGCGCGGGCGCAGACGGGCUGGUCAUGAACUCGGACAUCCUCGGUGCUACCGCAGAGGUCCUGAUCGAGGACUCGGACUCUGCGGGGCCGUAG
Messenger RNA from Rangifer tarandus platyrhynchus (Svalbard reindeer), 366 nucleotides. The record is from the annotation of a GenBank genome assembly. NCBI's taxonomy places the organism in Eukaryota, Metazoa, Chordata, Mammalia, Artiodactyla, Cervidae.